This is a messenger RNA of Diaporthe amygdali, 1038 nucleotides long. Its product is annotated as triose-phosphate transporter. Gene Ontology annotation, molecular function: antiporter activity. Gene Ontology annotation, cellular component: Golgi apparatus; endosome; trans-Golgi network. The transcript is spliced from 6 exons. The record is from RefSeq and is a predicted model, not a curated record. Lineage: Eukaryota; Fungi; Ascomycota; Sordariomycetes; Diaporthales; Diaporthaceae. The coding region runs from base 1 to 1038 and encodes 345 amino acids.
AUGCCUACUGGUGCCAUCUUCAACUCAAGAAUGUCCCUCCCAAUAACGGAGAAGCAAUGGACGACCGGAGGAACAGCUUAUUCUGCACAUCCAGCCUUCUACAUCGCGACCUAUAUUUUCUUUUCCAACCUGACCAUUCUCUUUAACAAAUGGUUGAUUGAUACUGCAGGGUUUCCAUACCCGAUAUUUCUGACAUGCUGGCACAUGACCUUCUCCGCCAUCUCUACACAGAUCCUGGCCCGGACCACACGAAUGCUUGACGGCCGGAAAGAUGUUGAGAUGACGGGUCGCACAUACAUGCGUGCCAUCAUGCCUAUCGGACUUCUUUACAGCGGCAGCCUUGUUUGCAGCAACCUGACCUACCUUUACCUCAGUGUGCCGUUCAUCCAAAUGCUCAAGUCGGUGUCCCCUGUCGCAGUCCUCUUCACCAGCUGGAUCUGGGGAGUUGCCAGUCCAUCUUGGUCGGUCCUUUUCAAAGUUCUCGUCAUUGUCUUCGGCGUGGCGCUAGCGAGCUUUGGAGAGAUCCAUUUUCAAUGGAUGGGGUUCUGGUACCAGAUCACUGGUAUUGCAUUUGAAUCAGUCCGCCUGGUCAUGACCCAGGUCUUGCUUUCUGGAGACGGCCAGAAGAUGGACCCCUUGGUCAGCUUGUAUUACUAUGCUCCCGUUUGUGCCGUCAUGAACUUCCUCUUGGUCUGGUACACCGAGAUGGAGACUUUCAAGAUGGAUGAUUUCGUCAGAGUCGGACCAGUCGUCUUGGUAAUCAAUGCUUCCGUGGCUUUUAUGUUGAACAUCGCCAGCCUCUUCCUGAUUGGGAAGACCAGCAGCCUGGUGAUGACUUUGACCGGCAUUUUCAAGUCUAUCCUCCUUGUCGUCGCCGGUGUCUUAGUCUGGGGCACGCCAAUCGGCGCACUUCAACUGCUCGGCUACAUUGUGGCACUCUUCGGCUUCUGGUUCUACUCUGUGCCGCUUGAAACCAUGCAAGAGUUUGUAGCAGAGACGAGGAAGGGGUUGGUGACUAUUUCAGCAUCGCCCUCGUAA